CAUUUCCACGAGCCGAUGACGCCCAAUAGUAUCCAGUCUUCAGACAGUUUGGCACAUAACCUUGGUGAAAGAAAGCGGUCGACAUGUCUUCCUCAAAAGUUGCAGUGGUUACUGGUGCCAAUAAAGGGAUUGGUUAUGCAAUUGUUCAAAGACUCUGCAAAGAAUUUCCUGGAACAGUAAUUUUGACAGCAAGAGAUGAGCAAAGAGGCAAGGAAGCUGUCCAGAAAUUAAGCAGUGAAGGACUCACAGUAUCAUUUCACCAGUUAGACAUCAUAUCAUUAGAAAGCAUUGAGAAGUUUAGAAAGUUUGUCCAAGACCAGUAUGGUGGUAUUGAUGUUCUUGUGAAUAACGCAGCAAUAGCUUACAAGAUGGCAUCAACUGCUCCAUUUACUGAACAGGUUGAGGUGACUUUGCGCACAAACUUUCGCGGCACUCUUGAUGUCUGUCGGGCUCUUUUCCCUCUUUUGAGACCACAUGCAAGGGUGGUGAAUGUGUCCUCCAGGGCUGGACGUUUGGCACAGGUUUCAAAAGAAAUUCAAGAGAAGUUUACCUCUCCAACUUUGACUGAAGAAGGCCUUAUUUCCUUGUUGGAUCAGUUUGCGCAAGAUGUAAAGGAUGGUGUCCAUAAGAAGAAAGGAUGGUCGAACUCUGCUUAUGGUACAUCAAAGAUAGGUUUGACAGCUCUUAGCAAGAUACAGGCAAGGGCAUUGACAGAAGAUCCAAGGGAGGACAUUUUGUUAAAUGCUUGUUGUCCUGGAUGGGUGCGCACUGAUAUGGCUGGACCAAAGGCACCAAAAUCUCCAGAUGAGGGAGCAGAAACACCUGUCUACCUGGCCCUUCUGCCACAAAAUGCUGGCAAACCACAUGGAGAGUUUUUUGCUGAAAAGGCUGUGCAUGAGUGGUGACCCUGUGCACAGUAAUGGUAACCAGCCUGUGCACAUGCCUAAAAGAGAAGUAUCAACCUGUCAUCCUGUGGAUAAAUAAACAAAAGCCACCAUUUAGUGCAAAAGUAUGCUGCAAUGUUUGUCCACAGACAGUAUCUCAUUGCACCUAUUGUUUAUAAAGCACUCUCUUUCAUGUCUUUAUCUGGAGCAGAGAGUAAAUGUGCAACAGACAAUGAUUGCAUGGAAACUUUGUAAUUUUUUAAAGUAGUGGAUAAUAAUCUUUUUGUAGUUCCAAAUGGUUUCAGUGUCAAAGAAAAGACAGAUAGUCCAUUAUAGUGCAGGGCCUCUGGCCUUUAUCAAUCAAACAGAUGUAGUUGUAACAUUAACAGGCUGUUGUGAUUUGUGUAGAGAAUGUUAUUGUUAAAGAGAACGAAACUAGCAAUAAGUAGUAGACAAUGUUUUGAGAUAAUAAAUGGUUUGAUUGCAUAUUAAGUCUUGUUAAUAGAUUUACUGCAUCUUCUCUUUGUUAGCCAAUACAUGUAUCACAUUCCAGUGCCAGUAGUUUGAGUCAAGAAAAGACAGUAGUACUGUCUGAUUUCAGAUGCUAUUGCCCUAUUUUGAACACUUCCACCCAAUAUCGCACAAGCUGUGGAAAGCGUUGAAGAUGUGCUCUGAUUGGCAAAUCAAACUCCAAAUAUUUUUUGCUAUUCGCCUUUGAGUAAGGCUUGUGCAUGCAGGAUUUGUGCCCGAAAAUAUUGUAAUCAUUGCAAGAAUAAAUAAACAUCUAUGUUAAAUCA
Molecule: messenger RNA, 1681 nt
Organism: Stylophora pistillata
Lineage: Eukaryota; Metazoa; Cnidaria; Anthozoa; Scleractinia; Pocilloporidae
Product: carbonyl reductase [NADPH] 1
Molecular function (GO): oxidoreductase activity, acting on the CH-OH group of donors, NAD or NADP as acceptor
Source: RefSeq, a predicted model, not a curated record